Molecule: messenger RNA, 741 nt
Organism: Juglans microcarpa x Juglans regia
Lineage: Eukaryota; Viridiplantae; Streptophyta; Magnoliopsida; Fagales; Juglandaceae
Exons: 3
Coding region: 1-741 (246 amino acids)
Source: RefSeq, a predicted model, not a curated record
AUGGCACCUGUGUUGGCUUUGUCUGAGCCUCAUAAGCUAUAUGUGGUUUAUAGUGACGCCUCUAAGAUGGGAUUAAGGUUCGUUUUGAUGCAAGAAGAGCAAGUCGUCGCUUAUGCUUUGCGACAACUUAAGGACCACGAGCAGAAUUAUCCUACUCUCAUGACUUGGAACUUGUUGCAGUGUGAAGUAUACAUUGACCAUAAAAGUCUCAAGUAUCUAUUUAGUCAGAAGAACCUAAGCAUGAGACAGAGAAAAUGGGUAGAAAUGAUCAGCGAUUACCAGUGUGAGAUCAAGUACCACCCUGGAAAGGCCAAUAUGGUAGCAUAUGCCAUUAGUCGUAAGACCCAAGCCGACAUGCAAUCAUUUAUGACUGGAAUGAGGGAAUUGCUAAUAAGAAAGCUGCCAAGAGAUGUUAGGUUAACCGUGGUGCAGGAGACCGUGUCAUUGAAUGAUGAAGAAAUCAUCGAAGGACAGAAUAAGGAUGAUAAACUAGAGAAAUUGCUAAAGAAAAUUCUAAAAUCCGAAGGACCGCAACACUUCUCAAUUGGCAAGGAUGGGAUGUUACGUUAUAAGGAUAUGAAAGUGAUUCCUAAUGUUCCUGAAUUAAAGAAAAGGAUUCCGAAGGAAGCCCAUUGUACACCAUAUACUGCUCAUCCUAGUAGCACCAAAAUGUACCGGGACUUGAAGGGACAAUUUUGGUGGGAUGGAGUAAAAAUGGAUGAUUCUAGAGGUUCAGUUUAG